Messenger RNA from Cryptotermes secundus, 3888 nucleotides. RefSeq names its product probable E3 ubiquitin-protein ligase makorin-1. Gene Ontology annotation, molecular function: ubiquitin protein ligase activity; metal ion binding. Gene Ontology annotation, biological process: protein polyubiquitination. Lineage: Eukaryota; Metazoa; Arthropoda; Insecta; Blattodea; Kalotermitidae. The record is from RefSeq and is a predicted model, not a curated record.
ACUUCACGCAGCUGUAGUUCCUAUAUUCCCACCACAGGUGUCGCAACAGAUCAAAAGUAGAAACGGUAGAAACCAAUAAAAUGGCAGAGGGUUGGACUCAAAAUGUUCGAUGCCGGUACUAUGCAAAUGGAAUAUGUCGUAAGGGAGAAGCUUGUCGCUAUCUGCAUCAGGGACAGGCUGCAUCGAGUGUGGGCACAUCUUUAAGGACUGAUCCUUUAGAGACACGAUGCCGUUAUUAUCAGCGAGGUUCAUGUGCAUAUGGACACCGUUGUAACUUUGUGCAUGCUGCUGAAGUCUCCACUUCAAGUACAAACAAUGCUAAUCACAGCACUGGUCUGGCAUCAUCGUCUACUGCAAGGAAAAAUUCAUCAAACAAUGCCAACAGAAAUGGUCAGGGAACCAGUUGGAAAACUUCAGUCCUGAAGAAGCAAGGAGACAGUGCUGACAGUGGGAUUGGCGAAGACUCUGCUGAGAAUUGGGUGAAUGCACCAGAAUUUGUCCCUGCAGGAAAAUAUAACAUUCCUAAAACAGCAGAGCGUGUGCCUCCUAAGUCUUAUGCUGAAGUGCUAAACCCAAUGGCUGGCAAAAUGAUUUCAUUGCCUCAAGCACAUUUAUCAUCACCAAGUAAUAAGAAAAAGCUCUGUCCCUUCCAAGAGGCAGGGGAGUGCAAAUAUGGUAGCCAGUGUGUGUACAUUCAUGGUGACACAUGUGAUCUUUGUGGUCAUGCCUGCUUACACCCACAAGACAAGGAGCAGCGAAAGAAACAUGUCAAUGAAUGUAUCAAACAGCAUGAGCAGGAUAUGGAGUUGUCAUUUGCAGUGGCACGUUCCAAAGACAAAACAUGUGGAGUUUGCUUUGAAGUGGUGAUGGAAAAGUCCCCACGUGAGCAGCGUUUUGGUAUACUGCCAAAUUGCAACCAUUGCUUCUGUCUCAGCUGCAUUAGGAAAUGGCGACAAGCGAAACAGUUUGAGAACAAAAUAAUCAGGGCGUGUCCAGAAUGUCGAGUGACUUCUGAUUUUGUUUGCCCCAGCAUGUACUGGGUUGACACAAAGGAGGAGAAAGAGAAAUUGAUCAAGGACUACAAAGGUGCUCUCAGUGUGAAGGACUGCAAAUAUUUCAGGUCAGGGCGAGGGAAGUGCCCCUUUGGAAACAAGUGCUUUUAUUUACAUGCAUACCCUGAUGGAACAAAGGCAGACGUGGGGCCACCACUUCGUCAGCGACGACAUAAUGCUGAUGGUGAUAUUGAUGUUCUGCAGCAAAUCAUCCUGUGGGACUUCCUGGAUGAACGGGAAAACCGUUGGUUAUAUAGCAUUGAUGAACUUGAAGAUCUUGUGGCCUUCUUGUCUGAUUCAGAUGAUUCAGACUGGUCAGAUUAUGACUUCUUUUUUGACUAACUCCCAGCUCAGAACAGCUUCUGAGGAACUCAGAUCCUCAACACCAACUGGCAGCUGGGAAGGGACAGGAUUGGAGACUGGUAACGUACACUUGCUGUAGCAAGUAGCUUACAUUGAGAGUGUAAGGAGCCACCAAAAUGAUUCUGAAUUCAACAAAAAUAGCACAUGUACUGUACCAGUAUACAGAAUUGAAAAAAAAAAAACUUGUUUAUUCGUUCCUUGUAGGUAGAAAUUCUUGUCCUGGGCAAUAGCGAAUGCCUUGUGUUAAAUAAUUUUACUCCAAGAAGUUUUGUAUGGGGGCCUCAGGCUUCGUUAUUAGUAAAUUGCUUUGAGUGUAUGUUAAAUACAAGUUAAUGUUUUCACUUCACACCAAGUGCUUUUUUCUUAGAAGCAGAUUGGCCAGUGAGCACUUGAUUUUGAUUGGGAAUUGCCAUCAUUAGAGAGCAUAACUGCCAUCAGUUGUUGGUAUGAAGCAUAGAGUUUUAUUUGAAGUAAGUAAAAACUGAAGCGCUUGAAAUUUUAUUUUUGAAUCUGUAGUAUUUUAUAUAGGUAUAAAAUUUUUCUCCUGCUCAUAUGUUACAAGUUUGAAUUAAUUGCAGUUAUUGAGUUUACAUACGAUUUAAUGAAUUUAGAUUUGCUGUGCACAUAUGAAGAUAAGGGGGUUAUCAAACUUUACUUUGCAUAUGUGAUUUUUAUGUAAAUUACAUUGUGCUGCCAGUGAAAUAAUUUAAUCUUGCAUCUGCCAGAAUUUAGAACUUAAAAUUGAUCGGUAAUUUAAUUUAAGCAUGUUCAAUUUGAAGAAAUAAUUGAGUAGCAUAUGAGAAUUACUGACAGCAAACUGUUAGAAUAUUAGUGUUCCAUAAUCAGUAGAAAUUAUUCUGGUUUGAAGUGUUGAUUUUCUGGGAACAUUUUUGAUUCAGAUGUCAUUUGCACAGUUGGAACUCUGUUGUUGGAGGAAAGUACAAUAAUUCGGGGCUGUUGAAGUGGCCCUAGUCAUGAGCUUAGUUCAGACAUUUCUUGUAAAAACAGGGAUUUUAAGAACAGUUAUUUUAAUACCUAGUACCAGUAUGUAGAAAACACACUUAACAUUUAAAUGAUGUGAUUAGUAUUAACAGUUAUUAUUGCACUUUAGUACUUAGAGAAGAAAGUGAAUGUGUAAUUCAUCAAAUAUGAUUUGCAGCAGAUAUAAUACAGAAUGCCUGUUAGUAUCAGGUGGAGCAGUACAUGAAGACAAAUGUGACCACUUGAUGGUAAAUUUGCAUGCAGGUUGACACUGCAGAGAAGCAUAAUGCACAUCUUGCAUGGAUAAACUUGAUACAGGAAAUUGUCACAGGAACUGGACAUGCUAGUCUGCAUAUAUGUAACAUUUAGACCAACUAACACACACACACACACACAUAUAUAUAUAUAUAUAUAUUAUUUUCUUUUGUAUAUUCUGUGGCUUUUGAAGACUGUUGUUUAAAAUGUAUUAUUAUUUUUCUGUAAUUUACUAAUUUGUAAGAUGCAUCUUCUUUGUGCAAACAUGAGCAUUAUUUUAUAGCUCAUUGGCUGUGGAGUUCUUUGUGGCACAGUACAGCCACGUUACUGUGUCCCAUUGAUAUGUGGCCAGGAUUGUUUUGGAUUCUGUUAGCAAAAUUGAUUCACACUUUCAAUACAAGUGUGUGGGAAGUUUUUUUAUUAUUAUUUAAUUCAACUCAUAUUUCACACCCUGUUUAUAUAAGUCUGCUAAAAUAUACAGCACACGGUAUUUGAACAUAAACCGAAGCAUAAACAUUGCAGUCAUUGGUGUUUAAUUUCCUGUGAACGGUUUCCUAUUAAUCUCAUGGUUCUAAAGGGGCACUUGUGGAACCCAUUGAUUAUUAAUUGGGAUAUAUUCCUUCCAUUAGAUGAUUUAUUUUCCACUGUGAAUUUGGAGAAAGAGUGACAGGUGAUAUUUUUGAAAUUUUCCCUGGUGGAUUUCAAGAUCUCCUUCCAUCACAUGGCAUUUUUUUUCAUUUCAGACUAAUUAUGUACGUGUCAAAUUAAGUGACAAAGCCUUUGAUUUUGAAGCUUCCACUUUUGUAUUUGUUUAGUUUCCAUGUUGUAAACAGGACAUAUUGGUUUGUAACCAGGAUUUCUUCCUUGAGAUUGUAUGUGGUCUUCUGUGUUGGGGAAAAAAGUUGUUUGGAAGGUACUUGUUUCGCUGCUUCCCUCUUCGGGGUACGGAAGUCUUCCUGCCUUUGGUCUGUGACAUCAUCAGUGAAAAGAAACCUGCCCUACCUUAUCUUGACACUUUAGUUUUUCCAACAUUAGUAUUGUUGUACAAACUUAAUAUAAAACUUACCAAGAAAAUUAAAAAAUGGAGAAUAUUCUUUUGAAAAUCUCUGCAUGGAAUGCAAGAUGGUGUUAACCAGAUAUAUUGCUUAAGCCAUAUAUGGGCUUGCAGUAGCGUAGUUGGUUGAGGCAGUAUGCUACAAACCAGAAGGUAUUAGGUUCGAGUCCCGAUGACAUCGAU